AUGCAGCGCCGGUCGACAGGGCGCGAUACGCAAACAGCCAUCACGGUCAACUAUGCAGACCCCAGCUCACCAAGCGACUCGCCUACGUCAGCGUCCAGCUUUGACAAUAUUGACUCCUCGAAGACUUCGCUCCAAGCGGAUGACGAGAGCGAAGAUGAGCUGCAAUCUGGAACUAUACACGUCAAGUCACGCACUCCGGGAACAAGGGAUCUACCAGCUCGCUCGACGCGGAGUCAGGUAAGCUACGCCAAGCCGGUCAAAGGACAUGAGAAGAAGUCAGCCGGACGCUCUAAGCGUAAGGUCGCCAAGAUUCUCGUUUCAAACACUGCUGAAAGCAAAGCGAAACCACCAGCGGAGACUGCACGUGCGAAGGUUCGACAAGCGAUUGCCGAGCUCACUAAACCUAAGCGUGAUGCAUUCAUCUUGAAACACAAGAACUACUUCCUGCCCCUCCUCCCAGCGUCAAACUACAUUGCCAAACGUCAAGUCAAAGGCAUCGCACAAACUGGGACUGUCGAGUAUGCCACUAUUACUCAGCAGCCUGCUGGAAUCAAAGCAACGAUGAAACCGUAUCAGAUGGAAGGCUUGUCCUUUCUCCAGCACAUGUAUCGCAAUGGUAUGCCUGCUAUCCUCGGUGACGAGAUGGGUCUUGGUAAGACCCUUCAAACAUUGUCUCUGUUUGAGUGGCUUAAGGAGAACGAAGCCGAUUCGGGCGAGAAGCAGCCGCACUUGAUCGUUUGCCCGCUCAGUGUUCUAUCUUCGUGGAUGAACGAGACGAAGAAGUGGACCGACUUCAAAGCCGUGCGUUUCCACGGCCCCAGGGUGGAACGCAACCAGGUGAAGCAGGAGUUGCUGGGCGCCACGGAUGUCGACAUCAUUGUAACGACGUACGACACGUUCAAGGCCGAGGCUGGGUACUUCAAGCGUGCCUUUGCUUACAAGUACUGCGUCCUUGACGAAGGGCAUAAGAUCAAAAAUGAGCAAUCAGAGGUCUCGGAGGCUUUGCAAUCGCUCCAGGCGGAAUAUAGGCUCCUGCUGACAGGUACCCCUUUGCAAAACAAUCUCAAAGAGAUGUGGGCGUUGAUACAUUGGCUCCUACCAGACGUUUUCCCAAGCGAUACCGCCGCGGCUUUCAAGGCUGCUUUCGAUCUCACUCAAGGAAAAGUGUCAACAACAUUCAUGGACGACUCCAGGCGUCUUCUUGAGCUCUUGAUGAUCCGGCGCAUGAAGUCCAGUCCAGGAGUUGACCUAGGUCUGCCACCAAAGGAGGAGGUGCUACUCUAUGUGCCUCUAACUCCUAUGCAACGUUUCUGGUAUACUCGCCUUUUGACGAAGGUUGACACUGCGAUGCUGGAGGACGUUUUCAAGCGCGACAUCAGCGCAGACGCUUCGGAUGACUGGAAGGAGAGUCGUGCGAUAUUGCAGCAAACCCUCGAACAGGAGCAACGUGAAGGCUCUGACAGAGGAAAGGGCCACUGGUCGAAGCUGAUGAGCCUCAUCACACGCCUUCGCCAAGUCUGCUCGCACCCAUACCUUCUGAAGUCUGCUCUGCCUGAGCCUUAUCAUCUUGGGAACCAUGUCAAGACCGCGUCCGGCAAAUUCAUUGUGCUGGACAAGCUCGUGCAGCGCUUAGUGAUCGAGCAGAGGAAGAAGGUCCUGAUCUUCUCCGGUUAUACUCAGACUCUCGAUCUCUGCGAAGACCUACUCGCCCUGAAAGGUGCGAAUCAUAUUCAACAUGCGACAUUCCGUUAUCUGCGCUUCGAUGGAAGUACAGCUCGUGCGAACCGAAAUCUUGGAAUUAGGCUGUUCAACCAGCCGGAGAGCGACUUCCGUGUCAUGCUUAUUAGCACGCGCGCUGGGGGCCUGGGGAUCAACCUCGCCUCUGCAUCCGAUGUGAUCUUUCUGGAUGAGGAUUGGAACCCUAUGGUUUCCGCGCAGGCCGAAGCGCGAGCGCACCGUAUUGGUCAGACGCGACCAGUGACAGUGUACAAGAUCUGCACACGAGGCACCGUCGAGGAGCAGAUGCUCGGGAGAAUCCGCAAGAAGCUGUACUUGUCCGUCAAAAUCACAGAGAGCAUGCGCAAUAUUCACGGCACUGCUGCUGGGCAGAAGCGCAAGCAUUCCGAUCUAGACUACGCCGACGAAGCUUCGAAGCUUAAUACUGAUCAACUCAAGUCGCUGCUUCGGCUUGGAGCGCAGACCUUAACCCAUGCGGAGGUGGACGUCGAGGCCAUGCUGGACUGGGAUUUCGCGACAAUGAUCGCCCAUUGCAAGGAUAAGACAGUCGAGCAUCCCAACCGGGAGAGUGACCGCGACGCUUUAAAGGGCGAAGAGGAGCAGGCCUGGUUGAACAAUAUUGAGAGGGUCGAGACAGCGGUGUUCGAGGGUAAGAGACACCAUCGCCAGCUCGACGACAUCAUAAAGGCGCAACACGAUCUUGUCCGAGCAGAUCGACGCAUCAACAAAAACACUACAGUGAUGGUUGACGGUUACGCCAUUGCCAAAGAGAGCAUGCUGUGUGCCGACUGGGAAGCUGUUCCUACUUUGGCAGGCAAGGAUCCCCGUCUAGCUGAGCCUACCAAGAUGAAGAAAGAAGCGAUCACUAACCAGGACUACUGUCAAUGUUGCUUGGACGGCGGCGAGGUAGUGCUCUGUUCCGGCUGUCCGCGCUCAUACCACAUCAAGUGUCUCGACAAAGACUUCAAGGCCUUGGCAAGGGGCAAGAUGAACUUCUUCUGCCCACAACACUGCUGCAGAGAUUGCGGUGCGAAGACUGCGGAGGCGGGCGGUAUGAUCUACAGAUGCCGUUGGUGCGAGCGUGGAUACUGCGAGGAUUGCUUGGACUUUGACAAUAGUAUUCUCAUCGGCGACACGAUGCCGGAGUAUGAGAUGCUGGGUUUCGGUGCUAGGUCGCAAGCCUACUAUGUGGAGUGUUCAGACUGCAUUGAGCACUGGAAGGAGGAUGAGGCGAACCGCAAAAUGGUUUUGCAGGAGCGCAAGCGGAUCGAGAAGGCGUACGCCAAACAUUUGAAAAAGGCUUGA
Messenger RNA from Baudoinia panamericana UAMH 10762, 3042 nucleotides. RefSeq lists its product as uncharacterized. The transcript has 2 exons. The record is from RefSeq and is a predicted model, not a curated record. The coding region runs from base 1 to 3042 and encodes 1013 amino acids. Gene Ontology annotation, molecular function: DNA binding; ATP-dependent chromatin remodeler activity; ATP binding. Gene Ontology annotation, biological process: positive regulation of transcription by RNA polymerase II. NCBI's taxonomy places the organism in Eukaryota, Fungi, Ascomycota, Dothideomycetes, Mycosphaerellales, Teratosphaeriaceae. Gene Ontology annotation, cellular component: nucleus.